AACAGCGGUUUGUAGUGAAGCGGUUGCAGUUGUCGGUUUUGGGAAAAUGUCGCUGCGUAUCACCAGAAACAUGAUGGCAAAUACAGAAAACAAUGUGAAAACCACUUUGGCUGGAAAGAGGGUUGUUGCCACCAAACCAGGCUUGAGACCUCGUACAGCAUUGGGAGACAUUGGAAACAAGGCAGAGCUGAAAGUGCCAGCAAAAAAGGAAUUAAAGCCAGCAGUAAAGGCUGUCAAGAAGACAAAACCCAUUGACAAAGUUUUGGAGCCUCUGAAAGUCAGUGAAGAGAAUGUUUGCCCUAAACCUACUCCGGUUGAACCCAGCUCACCAAGCCCAAUGGAAACAUCUGGUUGCCUCCCUGAUGAGCUUUGCCAGGCCUUCUCUGAUGUCCUGAUUCAAGUUAAAGAUGUUGAUGCUGAUGAUGAUGGCAACCCAAUGCUGUGCAGUGAAUAUGUCAAAGACAUUUAUGGCUACCUGAGAAGUCUUGAGGAUGCACAAGCAGUCAGACCAAAUUACCUACAUGGACGGGAAGUUACAGGCAACAUGCGUGCUAUUUUGAUCGACUGGCUGGUCCAGGUGCAAAUGAAGUUCCGUCUGCUGCAGGAGACCAUGUUUAUGACUGUUGGCAUUAUUGACCGUUUUCUGCAGGAACACCCAGUUCCCAAAAACCAGCUGCAGCUUGUGGGGGUCACCGCAAUGUUCCUUGCUGCUAAAUACGAAGAGAUGUACCCACCAGAAAUUGGGGACUUUACUUUUGUAACUGAUCACACAUACACAAAGGCUCAAAUUAGAGACAUGGAAAUGAAGAUACUUCGUGUGCUAAAGUUUGCAAUUGGCCGACCUCUACCCCUGCACUUCCUUCGGAGAGCAUCUAAGAUUGGAGAGGUGACUGCUGAGCAGCAUAGUUUGGCCAAAUAUUUGAUGGAACUUGUGAUGGUGGAUUAUGACAUGGUGCAUUAUGCUCCUUCCCAAAUAGCAGCUUCUGCCUCCUGCUUGUCUCUUAAAAUCUUAAAUGCAGGUGACUGGACCCCAACACUGCAUCACUAUAUGGCUUACUCUGAAGAAGAUCUGGUCCCUGUUAUGCAGCAUAUGGCCAAGAACAUAAUCAAGGUGAACAAAGGACUGACUAAGCACCUGACUGUUAAGAACAAAUAUGCCAGCAGCAAACAAAUGAAGAUCAGCAUGAUUCCACAAUUGAAAUCGGAUGUUGUUGUGGCAAUGGCCCGCCCACUUGUAUGAAGGACUGACAUUGAAUUCUAAUUGAGUAUUGUUGGCACCAUGUGCUUCUGUAAAUAGUGUAUUUUGUUUUACUGUUUUUAAUAAAGCUCAUUUUAACAUUU
Molecule: messenger RNA, 1341 nt
Organism: Xenopus laevis (African clawed frog)
Lineage: Eukaryota; Metazoa; Chordata; Amphibia; Anura; Pipidae
Gene: ccnb1.2.L
Product: cyclin B1 L homeolog
Biological process (GO): mitotic cell cycle phase transition
Cellular component (GO): cytosol
Molecular function (GO): cyclin-dependent protein serine/threonine kinase regulator activity
Source: RefSeq, marked provisional